UAAGCAUCGUCCUCGUUACAAACACAAGAGGCAUUUUGAGUUUCCAGUUUGUGCUGCUUUAGUUGUUGCAACAUGCGCAGCAUGGACUACCACAUGUCCAGGAAACCUAGAGAUCGGCAGCACAACAGCUGCAGGUCCAGGGUACUGGUUCUACUUAUCGUCGUCGUCACGAACAUAGCCACUUUCCUCCUCUUCUCCGACGCCAGCUACGAAGUCGGCAAUGGCUCCGGCAAGCACGACCGCAGCGUCCCCUUCUGGAACUCCGGUAACAUCACGGACUACGCUCUGGCCGCGAGCCACGACGAGCUCGUGCACCUGCACAACCACCUCGCCACGGCAAACUCCCUUGUCGAGACGCUCCUGGGCCUAAAGGCCACUGCCAGCGACAUGGCAGCCGCCAGGGAUGAGCAGGAGCAUGUGGGGGGCGACGGAUUUUGGCAAUGGGAGCUCACCGGCGAGCUCCAGCUGGCCGUCGGCCCCCACAAACUGCCAUUAGGCUUCACGAAGAACCUCGGGUCCGAUCAGCUGUACCCGACGGUGGGGCAAGCGUGCCACCGUUUCCCGGACGAGCUGGAGCGCUAUAUGGACUACAAGCCCGGUGGCGAGUGUCCGUCCGAUGAACAGUUUGCGCAGCGGCUCAUGCUCAAGGGCUGCGAGCCAUUGCCACGACGGAGAUGCCGGCCACGCCGCCCGGCAGGGUAUGUCGAGCCCACACCACUGCGGGCGAGCCUGUGGGCCACGCCGCCAGACACCAGCAUCGUGUGGGACGCGUACGCGUGUAAGAACUACUCCUGCCUUGUUAACCGUCGCAAGACCAAGGGUUCCUACGACUGCAAAGACUGCUUCGACCUGCUCAGCGGCCGGGAGAAGGCCCGGUGGAUGCGCGACGACGGUGCACUCUCAUACUCCAUCGACACCGUGCUUGCGUCAAAGCCAAAUGGCACAGUGUGCAUCGGGCUCGACAUUGGGGGUGGGUCAGGCACGUUCGCUGCGCGGAUGCAGGAGCGUGGGGUGACCGUGGUGACCACGUCCAUGAACUUCGGUGGCCCAUUCAAUAGCUUCAUAGCUUCGCGGGGUCUUGUCCCCAUGCACCUGAGCAUCGCGCACCGGCUACCGUUCUUUGACGGCACACUCGAUAUUGUGCAUUCGAUGCAUGUGCUUAGCCACUGGAUCCCCGAUGCCAUGCUCGAGUUCACCUUGUUCGACAUUUACAGAGUGCUGAGGCCUGGAGGAUUGUUCUGGCUCGACCACUUCUUCUGCCUCGGCACGCAAAUGAACACAACAUAUGUGCCCAUGUUCAAUCAAAUCGGUUUCAACAAGGUGCGGUGGAAUGCCAGACAGAAGCUGGACCAAGGGAUCAAGAGGAACGAGUGGUACCUCUCAGCGCUGCUCGAGAAGCCCAUGACCUAGGUGACCAUUUCCUAUAGAAUUUUCAC
Molecule: messenger RNA, 1436 nt
Organism: Triticum dicoccoides
Lineage: Eukaryota; Viridiplantae; Streptophyta; Magnoliopsida; Poales; Poaceae
Exons: 1
Coding region: 73-1410 (445 amino acids)
Molecular function (GO): S-adenosylmethionine-dependent methyltransferase activity
Source: RefSeq, a predicted model, not a curated record